Molecule: messenger RNA, 732 nt
Organism: Mandrillus leucophaeus (drill)
Lineage: Eukaryota; Metazoa; Chordata; Mammalia; Primates; Cercopithecidae
Gene: SPACA5
Product: sperm acrosome associated 5
Exons: 5
Coding region: 169-648 (159 amino acids)
Biological process (GO): fusion of sperm to egg plasma membrane involved in single fertilization
Cellular component (GO): sperm flagellum; acrosomal vesicle
Molecular function (GO): lysozyme activity
Source: RefSeq, a predicted model, not a curated record
GGCAGCAACAGGGUUGCAGGUGUAAAAGAACGGGGCGGCGGGGUCUGUGGCUAAAUUGCUCUGCGUGCACAAAGAGUAGGAGAGCCCAGAGUUCCAGAAUGCCCCUAAUUCCGAACACCACAGGGUGAGUCUGGAGCAAGUCACCUGGGAGGGCUUACAGGUGCCAUAAUGCAGGCCUGGGGCACUGUGGUAGUGACCUUGGCCACACUGAUGGUUGUCACUGUGGAUGCCAAGAUCUAUGAACGCUGCGAGCUGGCGGCAAGACUGGAGAGAGCAGGGCUGAACGGCUACAAGGGCUACGGCAUUGGAGACUGGCUGUGCAUGGCUCAUUAUGAGAGUGGCUUUGACACCGCCUUCGUGGACCACAAUCCUGAUGGCAGCAGUGAAUAUGGCAUUUUCCAACUGAAUUCUGCCUGGUGGUGUGACAAUGGCAUUACACCCACCAAGAACCUCUGCCACAUGGAUUGUCAUGACCUGCUCAAUCGCCAUAUUCUGGAUGACAUCAUGUGUGCCAAGCAGAUUGUGUCCUCACAGAAUGGGCUGUCUGCCUGGACUUCUUGGAGGCGGCACUGUUCUGGCCAUGAUUUAUCUGAAUGGCUCAAGGGGUGUGAUAUGAACGUGAAAAUUGAUCCGAAAAUUCAUCCAUGACUCAGAUUCGAAGAGACAGAUUUUAUUUUCCUUUCAUUUCUUUCUCUUGUGCAUUUAAUAAAGGAUGGUAUUGGUAAACAAUGC